Messenger RNA from Ceutorhynchus assimilis (cabbage seed weevil), 404 nucleotides. NCBI's taxonomy places the organism in Eukaryota, Metazoa, Arthropoda, Insecta, Coleoptera, Curculionidae. The record is from the annotation of a GenBank genome assembly.
AUGCAAUACAAAAUUUCAGUGGAUACAUUGUUACCUGUAAAAGAUGAGGAUUCAAUUUUUUUUCUUUGUACAAAAAACGCAGCAUCCAGUACCAGUACUUUGAGCCUGGAUUUUCAAAGUUUAGUUUCUUGUGCGAUAAGUGUCGGUUUCGAAAAACUGAAGGAGAUAACCUGAAACGUCAUGGGAUUGCUAAUCAUCUUCCAAGAUCUGUAACCAAUGUGGUGGGAUUUUUAAAGCAGAGGGGGCUAUCCAACACCACCCAAACACCCAGCUCCAAGAGAGCCUCCAAACGAAAGGCUGGAGAUCCCGCCGCCCCCAUGCUGAAGCAAGCUAGACUUUUGCUGGACCUUCAAUAUCAGCCACAUGCCGGUGGUGUGAGUAUUGCGAUUUGGAGGCACCGAUAA